GACAAACUUGAUCAGAAGAGGAAGAUGGAAGCUCUGAAUAUUCUUCUCUGUCUGCUUCUAACUGCCUUUCAGGCAAAAAUAAUUGAAUCACAGACAACAGGUGACUGGCUAUAUUCCACUAACAGUUCUUCAGGUUCUUGUAAUGGUAGCUGUGGCCAUUUUGUGGGCGUUUGUGCAUGUGACAACGUCUGUCAUAUGUAUAGGGACUGUUGCCCUGACUAUGAUGACUAUUGCACAGUGUACACAACAUCAGUGGCUCCCUCAGAUGACCCCUGCUUCAACUACACUGUACUGGAUGAUCCUUGGAGAGCCACUGACUAUCGGAAUGACUCAGUCACAAUGUGUGACAGGAAUGUGAAUUGGUUUGGUUGGUAUCGUCUCUUUAUUCAUGGCCAGAGUGUCCACAUGCCAGACACAUGUGUUAAUAAGCAAAAAUGUGGCACUCAUGCCCCACUAUGGUUAACCGGAGGACACCCAAAAGUUGAGGAUGGAGUGGUCACCAGAGGUGUCUGUGGUCACUGGCACAAUAACUGCUGUUAUUUCGCUUCUACUCCCAUUAGAGUAAAAGCCUGUCCGGGCAAUUAUUAUGUCUAUGAGUUUGUUGAACCAAAUGGCUGUCCUUUGGCAUACUGUGCAGAUGUGGGAAGCAGCAACACCACAAAUACAACUAUUGCUCCAGAGACAAACUCUUCUGUUCCUCACCCUGAGUGUGGAGGACACCUGUAUGGUUCUGGGCUGUUUUCCAGUCCAAACUACCCAAACUAUUAUCAUGACAAUGCCUACUGUGUGUGGUAUCUCUCUGCUCAGCAAGGACAGAGGAUCUUUCUGACAUUUGCUGAUGUGCAAUUGGAGCGCUGCUGUAACUGUGACUACAUCACAGUGUAUGACGGCUCUUCCACUGGUCAUUCACAGCUGGGAAAGGUCUGUUUUAAUGACACCACACACCAGGUGUUUCACUCUUCUUCACGAUACUUGACUGUUGUCUUCAGAAGUGACUACUCUGGUGUCAGCCAUGGUUUCAAAGCUCUUUUCACAAGCUCUCUUACUGAAGAUCAAGGUCGUGUGGAUUGUUCCUCAGACAACAUGGUCAUUGUCAUUCAGAGAUCUUACCUGAACUCACUCGGCCUGAGUACAAAUGACCUUUAUGUAGACGACCAUCUUUGCAGACCCUCCAUUAGCAGUACUGAAGUUACGUUCAGCUUCCCUCUUGAUGCAUGUGGGACCUCCAAAGAGAUGAUGAAUGGUUAUGUGUCCUACACCAACAAUGUACGGGACUCUCAGUCUCAAUCAGGUGAAAUCACCCGUCAGUCACAUUUCCUGCUACGCGUGGGCUGUCGAAUGGAGCCAGACACAAUGGUGCAGAUAUUCUACAAGACCAGGGAGAACAUCAAUGCCAACAUCACAGGAACGGGCCGCUUCAAUGCCAGCAUAGCCUUCUACACCUCCAGCAGUUUCCACCAGCAGAUUUAUGACUCUCCGUACGAAGUGAACCUGAAUCAACUUCUGUAUGUUCAGGUCAAGCUAAACAGGCCUGACAACAGUCUGGAUCUCUUCCUGGACACCUGUGUAGCGUCUCCAAAUCCCAAUGACUUCAAAGACCGCUCCUAUGACCUGCUGCGUAACGGAUGUCCAAGAGACAACACAUAUUAUUCCUACACCAGUGGUGAAUACUACUACGCUCAGUUCAGUUUCCAGGCUUUCAAGUUCCUCCGGACUCAUGCCUACGUGUACCUGCAGUGUAAAGUGAUCAUCUGCCCUGAUAACGAUUACAACUCUCGCUGCCGCCAAGGUUGUCACUACCGUCGCAAGAGAUCUCUUUAUAGCAUCUACCAGACCAGAACUGUUACGCUGGGGCCAAUCAAACUCAAAGGUCAGAGGCAACUAACAGGCAUCGUGUAAAGGAGUCUGAAACGUCAAAGGAAUGGAACAAUCAUCUCCUCAAUCAUAACUUUAAUCAUUACUAUUAAUCAAUCCUUAUUAACCACCCAACAAAUAAAUCUUAACACAGAUUGUAUUUUUGCAAUUCAAUAAAGCAUUUCUAAACAAC
This is a messenger RNA of Puntigrus tetrazona (Sumatra barb), 2047 nucleotides long. RefSeq names its product CUB and zona pellucida-like domain-containing protein 1. Gene Ontology annotation, cellular component: cell surface. Lineage: Eukaryota; Metazoa; Chordata; Actinopteri; Cypriniformes; Cyprinidae. The coding region runs from base 25 to 1899 and encodes 624 amino acids. The transcript is spliced from 13 exons. The record is from RefSeq and is a predicted model, not a curated record.